Messenger RNA from Phytophthora nicotianae INRA-310, 6052 nucleotides. RefSeq lists its product as hypothetical. The transcript has 4 exons. The record is from RefSeq and is a predicted model, not a curated record. Bases 904 to 5352 code for a protein of 1482 amino acids. NCBI's taxonomy places the organism in Eukaryota, Oomycota, Peronosporomycetes, Peronosporales, Peronosporaceae. Gene Ontology annotation, biological process: regulation of Rab protein signal transduction. Gene Ontology annotation, cellular component: cytoplasmic vesicle. Gene Ontology annotation, molecular function: protein binding.
GUGAUGGGUGUUACUACGAAUCCCAGACUGUUAUAGCCCUCUUCACUGUAAGCGUCUAGACUUCUAGCUCAAGUCGCUGCCACGGCGGCUCCAUGAGUGCGGCCACCACGGUCAUCGAUGCACCCUCCACGCAAGUAUCUUUAUCUCCCACACGCGCUGCACUGGCCAGCGCAUCUGAGAAGGCGGCGGCUAUCCCGGGCCAGGUGAUUGUCGGCGCACUGCGCAUCCGAGUACUGCAGGCGAUCGAUUUACCAACCCCAAGAGCUGUCGAAAAUGGCUCCGUGACGACUUCAUCAUGGCUACCUUUUGCUGGACGCAGACCCCCACAGCAUCAGAACCUGCAGCAUGAGGCAAUCCCAGACAUGAUCUGUGUGCUAUUACGAGCCUCAAAUUCGGGAAUUUUUGCAACGGAAUCACGCGCUUGGGCCAGUGCGAUCUGCUGGGAUGAAGUGAGUUUUGUGAAUAUUUCAGAGGCGUUGGAUUGAUCCUAAAAACACGUGUGAUAUUGUGUAGGAGUUUUACAUGGAACAAGUGAGUUCGAACGACGAGGUGGAGCUAUUCUGUCUGGAUCGAGUUAGGAAUAAAACGCACGCAAGUUUACCGCUUCAAGGCGAUAUCAGUUCAUGUCCAGGAUACAUUGGCAAAGGUGAGGAGGUUUACAUGUAUUUUUGUAAUUUUUACUAACGGGUAUAUUGCUGUGAUGUUGGUGAAUUGCUGGCAGUGACUUUGCCCCUUACCAGGCUUCCAGAAGGACAGGAAGUGGAGCAGUGGUAUCCUCUUGUUCGGAAAGAGUCUUCGUCUGCGCUACGCACUGCCCUUCGAGUUUCGCUGUAUUUUGUUCCGAAUGGGGUACCAGCCUCAGUUUCGCAGACUCCUGAAAGAGGGCGCGUCACCCCCACGUCAAUGCUGCCACCCUCUCCAGCGACGGAGAUUUCUUCCGCAUCACCCGUGUCGAACCAAUUGCGAGUAGAGACCUCUGAAGCUGCAAAUGCUGCAACUAUUCCACUCGAAUCGGGUAUUAUUGACUACGUAAUUGUGGUAGGGGCUGCAGUUAACGGUGACAACUCCUCAAGCUUGGAUGAAGCGCAAGUUCGUUUUCGAUACCCAAUCACAGAUCGACCGGAUUUCCCACUGCCGACAAAAGUUGAGUGGUUUUGCUUCCCGGGUGGACCUGAAAUCGUCACUCAAGCUGAUCGACCUCAGAGUAAAAUAUUUUCGUUUGUACUGGUGGGUGGCGAUGAUGGUCUGUGCAGGUGUUACGUCGUGUGUCUUGUGGUGUAUCAUCGCCGUCCCAAAAGUAGAGGGGCCGAAGUGAACGAGUGGGAUGCUACAUGUAUAGCGUUUUUGACACGGAUUCCGCAGAUUGAAGAGGUUACAACAUGUUUACUUGCUGUUGCUCAUGCUUGGAUUGCAGCAAAUGGAGACAAGGAAAAUAAUGUUCUGGAAAAUACUGACGAAUUGCGGCUGACAAAUACACGAAAACAAUUAUGUAGUCUUUGUCACGAGAUCACACUACCAGUUCGUGGUGUUUUUGGCGUCCAGUUUGCUGUUCACAACGUAAAAAUUCGAAUUAUGGUGCCGUCGAUGACAUCCAUUUACACGAUGAAAGAGGCUGUACUUGCACGACCAGAGCUUCGACGUACAGCAUCAGCUCAGGGUGCACAGCCAUCUCCUACGAAAGCGAGAAGCUUCAUCGCUAUCCAACAAGGUUUCCAGCCUCUGGUGUAUUCUCUCGAGCCAAUUUUCCAGCUCUUCGAUAUCAAGACGAUCAUCUAUCUCGUGGCGCUCGUUCUCUGCGAAUACCGGAUACUUAUCCACUCUACACAGCAGUCUUUGUUGUGUCCAGUAGCUGAGGGACUUUGUGCACUCAUUUAUCCGUUCCGAUGGCAACACCCUUACGUGCCUAUUUUACCUCGAGUGCUUUCAGAAUAUCUCCAGGCCCCUCUCCCGUACAUCCUAGGAAUUCAUACCAAUUGGCUACAAAGUUUGCUUGAAAAUGGUCGUCCAGAGCAUCUCGUGGUGGUUGACAUUGAUCGCGGGACCAUCCAGUUGCAGGAAUCCGGCGGGCCAGUAUUACCUCACAAAUUAACAACAGCUCUUCAUCACAGGCUAAAAACUAUUUUACAUCCGUCAUUAUUUGGAGAAAUGGAGAGCAACACUGAUGACGAACCGAAGCAAGACGUUAACAAAGAGCGACGCGAUAUCGUUGAGUGGGGUCCUGACACAGGAAAGCAAGUGCGGAUGGAGUUUGUGUGCUUUCUUUCUACGCUCGUGAGGGGAUACCGUGAGUGCCUGUUUUUCGUGAACCAGAAGCUUCCAGUUUUUAACAAGCGUCGCUUUUUCGAGAGUGAAGCUAUCGACAGUGAAGUGACUCCGUUGGUGACUCGGCUGUUCUGCACGCAGGCCUUUCAGGCGUUUCUCGAAAGCCACAGCUCAGCUGAGCUAAGUGUGUUCCACUCCGUGUAUCUCACGCUUUGUCGAGGACCAAAGGAUUAUCAGUGGUCUCAGUCCACUCGAGCCUUAUUAACAUCUAAGAGCCAGCAUUCGUUCCUGGAUACAGGACCAGCAAAGACGGAUAUACCGGUUCUUGUCAUAGAAGACCCCAGAACUAGCAAGGGAUCUAACGGUGACAAUCGUGAUGGAGGUGUACCAGUACAGGUUACUCCGACGACCUUUUCAACGUUCAGUGAUGGAGAAGUCGAUAUAGAUACACAGGAGACGUUGAAAGAUUUGGGCAUAAAGAUCGAAAACUUGCUGAAUGAGGAGAGAGCAGUUCAAUGGGACCCAUUUGCGCUUGAGACCAGUGAUAUCGAUGCUCAUACGGCUGCUUCGUCUAAGUCGAGUGAGAACUUGAACCAUGAGAUUCUCGCCCGAAAGCUUGGAGUGGAGCCAAGAUUGCUGAAAGCAAACGCACAUUUACUGAAAAACGCGCACCAAGUGAACCAAUAUCGCCUCCAUAUUGACAGCAUGGCUGCGGCUGCACUAGCCGGGUCACCUGGCCCUGGCGGGCGUUUUCUAUCGUCGGAAGAUGAACGAAUCGAACAAGUGCUUCAUAAGUGUUUGACUGCAGUGUUCACGUCUGAUGACUCGGUUACCGAGCAAGAGAUACGGGUAUUUUAUGCUUUACCAGUUAUUUUCUUUUUCUUUUUACUGACACGGAGUUCUACGUUUUGUUAUGAUUUCCAGGCUUGUGUGUCAUAUUUUAAAAGCGCACACGCGAGGGAUUUAUUUGUUCUUAUCCUGAUGCAACCUAGCAAUCAGUACGUUGAAAGCGUGAAUGGAUCUCCUAAAGCGGGCGGUACGAUGAGCUCUUCAGCAUGGUAUAAUCCGAAGGGUUCUGGGAGCUACAUUGGCGCAGCAGGGUUCCGGUUGCUCGCAAGGUUGACGUCAGCAUUAAUGAACCAAUGUGCGGUCCAUGAGGAUUACUCGACGGCGCGUGGAAUCCUUCAAGUCGCACCCCAGUACUAUCACUAUGUGGAGGAUAAGCACAGUGGUAUCGGAUUCGCAAAGAAGGAGUACCUUGUGACACCUCUUCGCUUGCUGCCCAUUUGUCGAUCGCUGGAUUUAUGGCAGCACGCGUUUAUCUGCGAGAUCGAUGCUGCGAACCAAGCAGAUCCUACCGAAUUUGACGAAGAAGGCCCAAAGACUGUGGGAGACGAGCUCUUCUUUUCUGUGAUUGGGAGUCUGAUGUACGACAUGCUCAACUAUGAAGUACCGCUCCAGAAAGUGUUGACUUUCGUGACAGUUAUGUGCUCGACGUACCAAAAGGAGAAAGAGUUGUUGGACACUCUCAAGCAACUCGCAGAAAAUGUGUACCGUGCUCUCGAUAUGUCCAAGGACAUCAAGCCCUCUCCACCUAAAGAUGCUGUUCAACCCAGGAUCAAUGUAAAGACCGUAAACAACAAACCGCCACCUGCCGCUCCUUCCAAGCUAGAGCUUCCUCCCGAGACUUCAUCGUCUACAGCACCGGUGGUAUUUGCUGAGAGUCCGGUGUUAUCACGCGAAUAUGAUCUGAACACGGUAAUUCGCCGCAAGAUGUCGGUCCGGGAGAUGCCUCAACUCAGUCAGGUGAAGGCGGGGAGUCUGGGUGAUGAGCGUAUUACCAAUGGCAAUCAACAUCCCGCAGAUUGGAUGAGUAGGACCCCACCUACACGUCGAAGGAGAAGUAGCGCUGUCUUCCCAAGUGCAGUGUUGGCAAAGUCCGGUUCACCUGUACUUUGUUUGGCUACCAAUAACGACCGUGCAGCUUGUGGUAUGGCUGAUGCGCGUGUGAACGUCGUAGAUAUUGAUCCAUCUGAAGAGGAGAAAGGUAUCAGACUUGACGGUCACAAUGAUGCUGUGGUGGCUAUACAGAUGCGUGGGAAUGCGCUGAUCUCCGGGUCUCGAGACCAUACUCUACGUGCUUGGGACUUGCGUGCAACACCGAAGAAGCGCAACAUGUUCUCGUUCUUCUCCUUGUCUUCCACCAGUAGCAACACCAUGAACUCGACCGAAGACAGUGAGGUAGAUGGCGCGUCAGUAUCCAAGCGGAGUAUCGUGAUGCGUGGACAUUUGGAUGCAAUCACGUGUAUGGAGCUGGGACAUCAGCUUGGAACUGGUCGCUCUUUGUUAGUUUCUGGCUCUGACGAUGGUACAGUUCGGAUAUGGGAAACAACAAAAGAGAGCAGUGUAGCACUGUUAAGUGGACACAAAGCUACUGGCAAACCCGCAGACAAUGGCGGAGUAAGCUGUCUGCGUUUACUCUCAAGUGAUGAUGACUUGGCAUUGGGUUAUCGUCGUCGGACAGUGCAGAUUUGGGAUCUCGCAGUGUGUAAGCUAAAGGUUAAUGUGGAGGCUCACCAAGCUGGUGUACGGGACCUGCAGGUAUCUGGCACCCGACUUGUGACGGCGGCGAAUGAUCGCGUUGUUAAGGUGUGGGAUACAUCCUUUCGAGGAACAGGGGGGCCUGUACAUGCUGUGCAAGACUUAUGUGGACAUGGUGGCCCUGUUCAGUGUGUGAGUCUUGGAGGACCUGCAGAUCCCACCAUUUGCACUGGUGCAGCCGAUGGUCUUGUUCGCGUUUGGGAUCUUAGAUAUGUGCAGCGAGGACCACGAUUAACACUGCGGGGUCACAUAGGCCCGGUGACGCGUCUGCAGCGUGACUUCACGAAACUGGUGUCAGCAGGAGAAGACGGAUGGUUGCGCGUUUGGGAUAUGCACUCGGGUUCGUGUCUUCGCGAGAAGAAGGUGCACUCUUCUGGUGUCACUUGUCUUGAAAUGCGUGAUUCACUGGUGUAUUCUGGCUCAUGGGAUGGCUCGGUGCGUGUGUGGGAUAUUGAGAAUGUCAAUAGUUCUGGUCAAGCUGCGGUAUAGCUCUACAAUUUCCAGCUAGCCACGUGAUGAUAAUAUUGUUGGCUCACAUGUUGAAGUGACAACGAUGCAUUUCGACCAAAAUGAAAAAGAUAGUUGUCGAAGGAGGCAAAGUAUUGCUCAUCGAUUUUGAAGACAACGAGACUACAACUUUUUGUGACCUGGCGAAGAGAAUGAUCGACUUCGCGAGCCCUACAAGUAUACUGUGGGUGAUCUGACGCUCUAUUUGGCGAAGAGAGAUGACGAAUGGUUGCGAGAUUACUCUUACGACGUCGACCUGCUUGUGCAUGGCGAAUUCCCAGACUCAAUUAAGGCGCUACUAAAGGAGGACAGCAAGUGAACCUCGGGAACCUGAUGUGCGACUUUGACUUUCGUCGCAGGGCUGGCAUGCCAUAUGACAAAUAUCACGUUAUCCUGGACCCCCAGAGCGAAUCAAGUGCCUGUAUCGCCAACACCGACAGGAAGAACGACAAUACAUCGAAAUAGUGCACCGAGCAGUUAUGGCGCGUGAGGCAAGACGAGCGUGCACAGUUGACCGUUCUGGGCCGGGAUUCCUUAUUGGUACGGCGCUGCUGUCGUCUUGGAAGUCGUUUGCUUCGUUUUCGACGCGAACAUCUCGCUGGCAACAAUAUUUGUUUCGCGGUGGUCGGCAACACGGCUUUACGAGGACGUAAGGAUAAGUUAGUCCAUUAAAGCCGGCGGC